GUGGGCGUAAGCCUGCGCGGCGCGGAUGGACCCGGAAGAGGCCUCUACUACGCGCCCUGUAAGGGGGACAGGUGGCCGUACGCGUCUCUACGUGCGUGGCUGUGCGCGCACGGGUGUAGUCCCCGCGAGAGGGAGGGUCGAGCCAGGUUACCACCAAAGAACAUGAUUUUGGUCUAGGGGCUCCAGUUUCUGAAGCUGAAAAAUACCAGAAUAAACUCCAGCUAGAACAAGAAGUGAGAAAUCAAGAUAAAUUCAUCUCUGCACUGAAAUUACAGAUUGAAGAUCUCAAACAGACAAAUCAUGGCUUGGAAGAAUAUGUUAGGAAACUCUUGGAUAGUAAGGAGGUGGUAAGCAGUCAAGUAGAUGAUUUAACCAGCCACAAUGAGCAUCUUUGUAAAGAAUUGAUUAAAAUUGACCAACUAGCAGAGCAACUAGAAAAAGAGAAAAAUUUUGUGGUGGAUAUCGCCGACAAAGAACUUGAAGAAGCAAAGAUUGAACUCAUUUGCCAGCAAAAUAAUAUAAUAGUAUUGGAAGAUACAAUAAAAAGCCUUAGAUCUACUUGAUUCCUUUGUCAAGACUUUAGAAGCAGACAGAGAUUACUACAAGAGUGAAGCUCAAAAUUUGAGAAAGAUGAUCAGAAGUAGAUCUAAAAGUCCAAGACGCCCAUCUCCAUCUUCCCGGGGUACAAACUGUGAUGUAGAGCUUUUGAAGACAACAAGAGACCGUGAAGAACUUAAAUGCAUGCUGGAAAAAUAUGAGCGUCAUUUGGCAGAAAUUCAGGGUAAUGUCAAGGUUCUUACAUCUGAGAGAGACAAGACCUUUCUUCUUUAUGAACAGGCACAGGAAGAAAUUGCCCGACUUCGACGAGAAAUGAUGAAAAACUGUAAGUCUCCUAAAUCAACAACAGCACAUGCCAUCCUCCGGCGGGUGGAGACUGAAAGAGAUGUGGCCUUCACUGAUUUACGAAGAAUGACCACAGAACGAGACAGCCUGAGGGAAAGGCUAAAGAUUGCCCAAGAGACAGCAUUUAAUGAGAAGGCUCACUUGGAACAAAGGAUAGAAGAGCUGGAGUGUACUGUUCAUAAUCUUGAUGAUGAACGGAUGGAGCAAAUGUCAAAUAUGACUUUGAUGAAGGAAACCAUAACCACUGUGGAAAAAGAAAUGAAAUCACUAGCAAGAAAGGCAAUGGAUACUGAAAGUGAACUUGGCCGACAAAAGGCAGAGAAUAAUUCUUUGAGACUUUUAUAUGAAAAUACAGAAAAAGAUCUUUCUGAUACUCAGCGACAUCUUGCUAAGAAAAAAUAUGAGCUACAGCUUACUCAGGAGAAAAUUAUGUGCUUGGAUGAAAAAAUUGAUAAUUUUACCAGGCAAAGUAUUGCCCAGAGAGAAGAAAUCAGCAUUCUUGGUGCAACCCUCAACGAUCUGGCUAAAGAAAAGGAAUGCCUGCAAGCAUGUUUGGAUAAAAAAUCUGAGAAUAUUGCAUCCCUUGGAGAGAGUUUGGCAAUGAAAGAAAAGACCAUUUCAGGCAUGAAGAAUAUCAUUGCUGAGAUGGAACAGGCAUCAAGACAGUCUACCGAAGCCCUAAUUAUGUGUGAACAAGACAUUUCCAGAAUGCGUCGGCAAUUGGAUGAAACAAAUGAUGAGCUGGCUCAGAUUGCCAGGGAAAGAGAUAUCUUGGCUCAUGAGAAUGACAAUCUCCAAGAACAGUUUUCUAAAGCUAAACAAGAAAACCAGGCCCUGUCUAAAAAAUUGAAUGAUACGCACAAUGAACUUAAUGACAUAAAGCAGAAGGUCCAAGAUACUAAUUUGGAGGUUAACAAGCUGAAGAAUAUAUUAAAAUCUGAAGAAUCUGAGAACCGGCAAAUGAUGGAUCAACUCCGAAAAGCCAAUGAAGAUGCCGAAAACUGGGAAAAUAAGGCCCGUCAAGCAGAGGCAGAUAACAAUACCCUCAAAUUAGAACUUAUCACUGCUGAGGCAGAGGGUAACAGAUUAAAAGAAAAAGUAGAUUCUCUCAACAGAGAGGUCGAGCAGCACUUAAAUGCAGAAAGGUCUUAUAAGUCCCAGAUUUCUACCUUACACAAGUCUGUUGUAAAGAUGGAAGAGGAACUUCAGAAGGUUCAGUUUGAAAAAGUGUCUGCCCUUGCAGAUUUAUCUUCCACAAGGGAACUUUGUAUUAAACUUGACUCAAGCAAAGAACUUCUUAAUCGACAGCUGGUUGCCAAAGAUCAAGAAAUAGAAAUGAUGGAGAAUGAAUUAGAUUCUGCUCGCUCUGAAAUAGAACUCCUCAGGAGUCAGAUGACAAAUGAGAGAAUCUCCAUGCAGAAUCUAGAAGCUUUGCUGGUGGCCAAUCGAGACAAAGAAUAUCAGUCUCAGAUAGCGCUUCAAGAAAAAGAAUCUGAAAUUCAGCUUCUUAAAGAACACCUUUGUUUGGCAGAAAAUAAAAUGGCCAUCCAGAGUAGAGAUGUGGCCCAGUUCAGAAAUGUUGUAACACAGUUGGAAGCUGAUUUAGACAUUACCAAACGACAACUAGGGACGGAGCGCUUUGAAAGGGAGAGGGCUGUACAAGAACUUCGCCGCCAGAAUUACUCAAGUAAUGCUUAUCAUAUGAGUUCCACAAUAAAGCCAAAUACAAAAUGUCAUUCACCAGAACGUGCUCACCAUCGAUCUCCUGACCGAGGCCUAGAUCGAUCGUUAGAAGAGAAUCUUUGCUAUAGAGAUUUCUGACACACGAAGAUUCUUCACAUCCUUGGGAAAGGUCAAAGUUACAAACUGAUUUUUUUUUUGCUACAUGAUUGCAUUUAUCUUUUGAAUGCUUGACAAUGUUAAAUGUAUUUAUUAACUUUGUGCCUCUGAAUCUCUGUUCUCCUGUGCCAUAUUGCAGUGAUCUGAGAUGACUUAUAAAAACAAAAAUGCAUAUGGCUCUUUCUAUCCGUGCAGUAAUAGUGAGUGUAAAAUCUGCUUACUUCACUAUUGAACACUGUUAUGUUAACUAUCCGGAGUAAAUAAAGAAGCUUAUAAAAAGAGGGAAAAGUGUUUUUACAAAACUGAUUUCCUUUCCUUUCCUUUCUUGAUAUCUCAAAUAAUUGGUUAAAUUUUUUCUUUGUGAUUUAUGCUUUCAUUGCUGGAGAAGUUGUGCCAAAAUGAGCAAAGUUUACCAAUACUGGCCUGGGACCCAAUAUUCCAUUUGGGAACCAACCUGACAUAAUUUCCAGGCCAUAAUCUGAUUUCAAAGCAGCAGAUAGUAGGAGUGUGUCAGAGUUUUUAAAUCCAUAGUAUUGUACCACUAAUUAACAUACAUUUUCUGCAAUUGUGUUUACCCGUACUAUUUUUAGAAAGGUAGGUGAUGCUAUAUUUGUCAAGAAUGUAAGAUUUUUUUAAAAAUCUGUAUUUUAAUAAGUUUUCCUUAAAAUAUUAAAGUACUGCAAUCAACUUAAUUGCCAUUUUAUUUAUUUAUUUAUUUGCCUGUUGCAGGUGUCUGUAACGUAGAGUAACAAGUUUAGUGAUGUUUUCUUAUUUCUCCUAAAAUUUCCUAAAUCUCUUACCUUUUCUCUCCAUAGGCUUUGAUUUAAUGUUGAUAUUAAAGCCUGGCACUACUGUAUUUUAUUGAUUGAUAUUUGUAUUCUUGCCAUUUUAAUAAAAAAAAAAGUCCUGUCAUUAAUAAUA
Odobenus rosmarus divergens (Pacific walrus) is the source of this 3663-nucleotide messenger RNA. It is a transcript of the gene TSGA10, whose product is annotated as testis specific, 10. The coding region runs from base 631 to 2724 and encodes 697 amino acids. The record is from RefSeq and is a predicted model, not a curated record. Lineage: Eukaryota; Metazoa; Chordata; Mammalia; Carnivora; Odobenidae. The transcript is spliced from 20 exons.